Messenger RNA from Anolis carolinensis (green anole), 3225 nucleotides. It is a transcript of the gene ctnnbip1, whose product is annotated as catenin beta interacting protein 1. The transcript has 6 exons. The coding region runs from base 426 to 671 and encodes 81 amino acids. The record is from RefSeq and is a predicted model, not a curated record. Gene Ontology annotation, cellular component: nucleus; cytosol; beta-catenin destruction complex. Gene Ontology annotation, biological process: negative regulation of Wnt signaling pathway. NCBI's taxonomy places the organism in Eukaryota, Metazoa, Chordata, Lepidosauria, Squamata, Anolidae. Gene Ontology annotation, molecular function: beta-catenin binding.
CCGCCCCCUCCCCGAACAAUAACGCUCUCCGCCGCGGCCUGUCAACUCCCACUCCGACCUCAGGUGCGCCGCCGUCGAGUUGCCGUCGCCGCCGCCGGGUCCGUCCCCCUCGGAGCCGCCUCCUCUUUGGCUGACGGGAAGGGAAGAGGAGGAGGAGGAGGAAGGGGAAGCGAAAGCAGCCGCCCACAGAGAGACACAUUUCCCUCACAGGCGGAGAGAGAAAGGGAGCAAAGAAGGACGGAAGCCCUCAGGGUGACGGCUUAUGGUGUUUCCAAGCUGAGAUAAUCAAAAUUGAAUACUCAGUGAGCCAGGAGCCAACCUUCAUGCUUUCCCCAAACUCUGGAUUACAUCUUUGAUUUCAUCUCCCGUUCUCGUAGCCUGAGGUGACUAGGCAAACAGACGUCUCAGGAACUGGAAAGAAGGGAAUGAACCGUGAGGGCGUCCCCGGGAAGAGUCCGGAGGAGAUGUAUAUACAACAGAAAGUGAGAGUCCUACUUAUGCUUAGGAAGAUGGGGUCAAAUUUAACCACCAGUGAGGAAGAGUUUUUACGGACGUACGCAGGGGUAGUGAAUAGCCAACUUAGCCAACUCCCUCAGCAUUCUAUUGAUCAGGGUGCUGAAGAUGGGGUGAUGGCGUUUUCCAGAUCAGAGACUGAAGACAGAAGGCAGUAACUCGGAAGGGCUGCUUGAGCAAUAAAUAGCCGGAGCGGGGCAAACAAGGCUCUGGGAGAUCACGGAAGAUGGCUGGACACUCAUGAGUCCCCUUGCCCUCCUCGGUUUUUGUGUUGUCCUGUGAUCGCCUCCCCUACUACCCUGACUUCAACCUCCCUCUUGCCCAGCUUUCCGAAUGCUGUCCGCAGCCAUCUGUUCUGUGUCCCCUCUUGUCGGCUCUGCGGGACAGCAUUAAUCCAGGACAACGCCGGGAGUACAUUUGUGAUUGGCUCCAAAAAAAGGGGGGGAAAUGGGGCUCUGAUUGGCAGGCUAAAGCGAGGAAACUUGACUCGUGGAAGCAUUCCACACCCCUGAUUCUUAAUUUUGUGUUUUUAAGAAUUGUUGCUGACAUCCUGCUUCUAACAGCCUUCAAGCUCUGGUGCUUUUUUAGGUCAUGCUGGUGUGUGUGGUUUGUAUUUUGUUUUUUGGAGAGAGGCUUGGAAGCGGAACCCGGCUGCUUCCCGAAUGAGUGGCUUGCAGGUGUUCUGCUGACAUCAGUGUUUCUUGGCUCAAAAUCAGGGCGGGGAGUGGGGGGGGGGGAAUAGAGUAGAGGGAAUUUGACAUAUUUAGGGUUGUGUUGGGAAGGGGAGACGUUUUGCCGUAUUUAUUACACGCUUGCUCGCUUUUAAAACAAAACUGGCUUAACUAUUGGCUGCAAAGUCACCGCUGUGAUCGAUGCAUCCACUUGUUAGCUUCUGUACUCUCUUAAUUCUUCUUGAGGGAUUGAUACUCUAAGGCAUGUUAGCUUUCACUGAAGCCUGUCCAGACACAGAAGAGAUGGCCAGGAACCCUCCUUUUGUGUAGAAUCAUGACUGUGGAUCUUAGUGGAAAUGGGCAGCUCUUUCACACCUUCUCAAAGGCCUGGGACUUUAGUUGUGCCAUAAAUCUGUGAUAUGUGAAAUCUGUGAUAUGUCAGCCCAGCACAGACCAUGGUCUCUUAAAAUCUGGAAAUUGAUUCAGGGAUGGGAACAGGGUAAACACAAUACUUUAGGUAGCCUUGGGCUAAUACAUGCACUGAUUUGUUAGGUCUUUCUUUUUUCUGGCCAUUGAUCCCUUGGACAACAGUGUUAACUGUCAGAGUAAUGCGCACAGCGUAGCAGCAGAUGUAUGACGUCAGUUGAGCGUAGAACGAAGGGACGUCAGAGACGAUGUAAAAAGUAUUUACAAAGUUUACUGAACAAAACAAACAGACUUGCAGACAAUGGACAUAAGACUUUCGCUCUAGACAAACAGCACAGAUCUUCUCAGCAGGCAGAACAGAACUCAUCUGAUGCAAUCAGCUAUAUACAAACACACUUGUAGUCUGGACACUCCUAUCUGGCUCCAGACACAUAUCCAAGGUCAAUACAGCUUCUUACCAACUUAACUCUUUACACACUAUAGCAUUUCCUGGAUGAUGCAAUACAUGCUAGACACAAAUUUCAUUUAAACACUACCAAUACACAAAUCCCACAUUAACAUUAACUUCUCCAAAGUUAAUGUUACCUUCUCCAAAGGUUUUGAGGAGUUGCAGGCACUCUUAGCCAAAUCCCAAAUUAUUGAGUUGCCAGCAUUAUUUUGCUACCUGCCCCGACUUGCCAGGAGCCUUCAAUUUCUUUCAUGUUCCAUGUGCUUCUUCUCUUGUGGUGACAUGACUUUUCCCCAUACUUCCAGAUGGGCUGCGCUAAUAAAGUAUUCCAGAAAAAAUAUACUUAAUUUUGCCUUUUCCCUUGUCUUUGGGACAGGGGCACUUGCCUAGAGAAAGGAGUUGGAGGACAUGGCUCCCAUUUGGCACAAGGUUUCCAGAGCUUUGUGGUUACAAAGAUGUUGAAGUGAUGGCAGGGAUUGAGGGAAAUUAGACUGUAGCAAACAGAGGCCUCUUCUCACUAAGCAUUGUCAUGUUUUCAUUUUGAAAAACAAAGAGAUACGAUUCUCCCAAGGAAACUAGCAAUAAGUUCAGUUCAUUUCUUCAAUUCACCUUUUACUCCUGAAAAAUAUUUCUCUUUUCCAAGGCGGGAAGCUCUUCCCAUUUCAUCAGUGUUGUGAUGUGACAAAAGUAACCAAUUCCCCCCUCAUUUGGGCUGCGGAUCCACCAUUGCCAGGACCACCUCACCCUCAUCCUAACCAAUGCCAUCUUGUGCCACUGGGUGAGCUUUGUUAUAAUUUAUUUGCCUGUUUUGGGUUGUUUUUUUAUUACUGAAAUGCUGGAGAGUUGAUGGGAAAAGGGUCCAGGAUCGGCCAUGCUACUCCGUUCCCUUUUGCGCAGUUUCCCAGCCGCUUGUGAACCUCACUCCCCUUCAACUCAGUCUGUCUUUUGUCUUGUCCUUCUCCCUCCCUUACAAACGUCCCGCCCCUCAAUAUUUUUGUAAAGCCAUAAAAAGGCUGUUUCACCUUGCCUCCAACCUACCCCUGUCUCCUAUGCAUGCAUUUGUACCUAUACCUGUUGCAUAGGGGAUGAGACUUUGCACACUGGUGCUGCUUGGGGGCUGGUGCAAAGGAUGAAAUGCUCUCUGGAAAUAAAGCCCUCUGGAAAGUG